AUGUGGGCAUCUGGUGCUAGACGUGAUAAGAUACUUGCUCUGACAACAGACCAUCAACCCAGCAGCAAAAACAAGGCUGCUACUAUAAUGCAACUGCCGCUAAGACCUAAAACCUAUAGUGCAUGCCAGCCCUACCAACCUGCCAGCUAUAAUCACAAACCUAAAUUAACUAAUAUUAAUGACUUAUGGAGCCGAGAAUUGGAUUUAAAGACUUUCAGCGUUGUUUUUGAUUACUCUAAAGAAUAUGAAAAUUCAUUAAAUCAAUAUUUACAAACUUAUAACCUGUCAGAAUUGAAGUUAUCGUUUAAUUUUUACGGUAGUAAUGAGACAGCUUGUGCUGAUUUUUUGCUAUGUCAAGAAGUAAUAGAGCUGUCCCCAUUUUCAAAAAACAAAAAUAUUCAUGAAGAAGAUAUUGAUAUUUUCCAUGAAUCCGACGAUGAUAAGGACAAAACAUAUAUUCCCGAGACUUCAGAUGCAGAUUCAGGCGAAGACGAAAUAUUCACCAAAAAAUCUAGGGAACGUAAACACCAUUCACCAUUAAUAUUACAUGACAUAACAAUGGAUAACUCAGCAAUUGAUGACAGAAUGACUUUGGGUACCAGUAUGAAUACAAUGUCGCAAAUAAUUAAAGAAAGCAAUUUUAUAAUGAAUGAUACUUCAACUUCAAUUAGUGUAAUGGACUCUAAUAUUUUAACACAAUUUAAUAUUCAAACAGAAAAUAGCACCGCACACUCGCAAGAUUUAAUAAAUGCUACUAUCACACCUCAUGAAUUAACAAAUACAGAAGAAAACAAAGGACUUACAAAAGAUGGUAGGCCUCGCAAAAGGCAAAAAUUCAAUGAAUCUGUAAAGGAAAGACAAGAAAAAAAGAAAAAGGUCAGAGAUGAGCAAAAUGAUUUGAAAGAUCCAUGCACUGAAAAAUGUAUGAAGAAAUGUGUAACUAAAUUCACACCUCAGGUACGCCAAGAUAUACACGACAGAUAUAUCGCUCUUGAUUACGAAUCACAAGGACUAUUUAUUAAUGUUGUCUCGAUGUUAAGCCUGUAA
Molecule: messenger RNA, 1047 nt
Organism: Arctia plantaginis
Lineage: Eukaryota; Metazoa; Arthropoda; Insecta; Lepidoptera; Erebidae
Source: the annotation of a GenBank genome assembly